Closterium sp. Naga37s-1 is the source of this 1128-nucleotide messenger RNA. The record is from the annotation of a GenBank genome assembly. Lineage: Eukaryota; Viridiplantae; Streptophyta; Zygnematophyceae; Desmidiales; Closteriaceae.
AUGGGAAGAGAAUCAACGGCCGAUCUUCCUUCAACCAAUCACCAAAACGCGACUGUUGUUCUAGACCUGACUGGUGAUGAAGAAGAUGGAGCGGCAGACGUGACGGUUGAUUGCAAUGCAGCAGCGGCACAACCAUCAGCCACACCAGCAGCCACAAAGGCAGCAAGCGCAGCAGCGGCACGAGAGGCAGCCGUUCCGCAGGCCUCUCAAGCGCCGCAAGUCCCGCAGGCCUCUCAAGCGCCGCAGGCCUCUCAAGCGCCGCAAGCCCCGCAGGCCUCUCAAGCGCCGCAAGCCCCGCAGGCCUCUCAAGCGCCGCAAGCCCCGCAGGCCUCUCAAGCGCCGCAAGCCCCGCAGGCCUCUCAAGCGCCGCAAGCCCCGCAGGCCUCUCAAGCGCCGCAAGCCCCGCAGGCCUCUCAAGCGCCGCAAGCCCCGCAGGCCUCUCAAGCGCCGCAAGCCCCGCAGGCCUCUCAAGCGCCGCAAGCCCCGCAGGCCUCUCAAGCGCCGCAAGCCCCGCAGGCCUCUCUGCCGUUUGAUGCCCAACCCUUCUGGAGCGGGCCUCUCUUCAUUAGAACCAUCGACACCACUCUCCUCCCUCUCGGCACCGUCACCGCUCACCUCUCCCUUACCGCCGUCACCCAGGUCUCCCUCGCUGCAGCCACUCUCACUCACCUCGCCGCCAAUACCCCCACACCUAGUACCGCACCUACCGCCGCACCUGCCGCCAUACCUCCCACUGCCACACCUGCCGCCGCACCUACCGCUACAGGCGAUCCCACCCGCCCUCCUGCCCCUCUGAACGCGCUUAUACUACAGGAGAGCAGGCGCAGUGACCCGGGGGCCUGGCCAGGAGUGUUCGCGCAUGCGCUGCACUCCCCCUCGGGCAUCUCCUUCCCCCACGCCGCCUUCUUCCUGCUGGGGCAGGGCGGGGCAGGUGGUGGUGGGGGGGUUGGUGAGGGUGGUGGGACAUGUGAUGGGGAGGCUGGUGAUGGGGCGGGAGACGCGUUUGCGGCGUAUGUGGGGAUGCGAAUGAGAGCGCGGGACGUGAUGUGUGAUGUGGUGCUACCGGGAGUGGCACGGGUCAGCUUCUACUCGUCUCACCUCAUGUCGCCUGCGUGUCAGAGUGAGUGA